Messenger RNA from Prorocentrum cordatum, 1740 nucleotides. The record is from the annotation of a GenBank genome assembly. Lineage: Eukaryota; Dinophyceae; Prorocentrales; Prorocentraceae.
GUCGGUUAGGCCGCGCGCCCUUUCCACGCCGGCCCGGCGGCGGCCCCCAGCUGAAGCAGCGGAUCAGCCGGGCGUGCAACGUGCCCGUCUACGCUGGGCGCCUGCACCUGCGGAGCAGCGGCGCCGGGCUCGAGAAGGACGACGCGUUGCUGAGCGAGCUCCCUGACCCGUUGCUGCUUCGGCUGACCCGCGUGCCGUUCGCGCGGAGGGACGGAGCGAAGCUGGCGCGGGCCGCGGCGAGCGGCAACGUCAAGAGCGUCCAGAAGUUUCUGCGGCUCCCAUCCGAUCCGAACUACGUGCGCCCCGACGGUAUGACGGCGCUGUUGCUGGCGUGCGGCGAGGGGCACAACGAGGUGGUCAGGCUCCUGUGCGAGGCGGGCGCCGAUAUUAACAUGGGCACGCCCGAGGGCGAGACGCCGCUGAUGCAGUCGGCUGAGGAGGGGCACCUGCGCGUGGUCCGCUCGCUCUGCGAGCUCCGGGCCGACGCGGGCAGGGUGAGGCAGGACGGCACGUCGGCGCUGAUGCUCGCAGCGCACCACGGUCACCUGGAGAUCGUGCAGUCCAUCUGCGAGGCCCGAGCCGAGGUGGACCUGGCUUGGAAGGACGGGGCCACCGCGCUGUUCAUGGCGGCGCAGGAGGGCAACGACUGGGUGGUCCAGUACCUGUGUGCGGCUGGCGCGGACAUGGCCAAGGCCCGGGAGGACGGCUCGACGCCCCUCAUCACCGCCGCGCAGAAGGGACACGCGGAGGUGGUCGCCAUCAUGAUUGAUUUCGGAGCCGACGUCGACCAGGUGGAAGGCAUGAGCAUGACUGCGCUGAGCAUCGCGUCUCACCAGGGCGAGUCUGAGAUCGUGACGCUGCUCUGCGAAGCGAGGGCCAACGUGGACGUGGCGAGGGAGGACGGGGCGAGCCCCAUGCUGCUUGCGGCGUUCACGGGGAACGCCGAGAUCGUUGAGGUCCUCUGCGACGCCGGCGCUGACAAGAACCAGGCCUGGCACAACGGUGCCACGCCGCUGUUCGUGUCGACGCAGAAGGGGCACGCGAAAAUCGUCAGGCUGCUGUGCGAGCGCAGUGCCGACAUGGAGAAGACCUCCACGGACGGCGCCACGCCGCUCUUCGUGGCCGCCCACCAGGGCCUCGAGGAGGUCGGCUCCAUCCUCGUCGAGGCCCGCGCGGACGCGAACAAGGCCUGGCAGGACAGCCUCACGCCGCUGGCCGUGGCGACCCAGCGGGGCCACGCCGCGAUGGUGCGAGCGCUGCUGCGCGGGGGCGCGAGCCGGGAGCCGCUGGCGGGCGACGGCCCUUCCGCGCUCGAGUUCGCCAGGGAGCACGGCCACGACGAGGUGGUCCGCCUGCUCGACCAGGAGAAUUGAGACCAUUCGCGCGCGCUGGGCACGCGGGCUUCGCCGUGCGGCCGUGCGGCCGCUUCUGUUUCCCGCCCCUCCCCAUUCGCGGGCGGUAACCCGUGCGCGGGCUGGGGUCGCGCUCGCCGCCAGGGACUGGCGGAGGAGGGCGACACAUCUCCAAUUCGGGGGCAACCCUUGUGGGGGCGAUAGCUUCCUCACGUAGUUCACCCCGAGCCCCUUAGGUUCGGCUGUUUUGUCGUGCGUCUUGCGUGCUGGCUGCCCUGAAUGGCACCCUUGCAGGCUAGCUGUUCUGAUGCGCCAGUGGGCGGCGCUUGCUGUUUGUGUAUGUGUGUAUGUGUGUGUAUGUGUGUAUGUGUGUGUGUGUGUUUGUGUG